GUUUACGUGCCAAUAAUAUUAAUCUACGUUAUAAAACAGUUUUUCUUCAUAAAAUGACCAGCAAGAUAAGCGCAAAAUUUCUGGAAAUAUUUCGCAACCUCAAGUCAGAUGCCUUACCUCGACCACCAAGACCAGAAACAAAUGGGAACCAACCGACCAAUCCAAACAAUGAAACAGAUGAACAAAGUGAAAACGUGGAUUACUCGAACCCGGAAGAAGUUUUUGUGAGUCCCGGCAAUAACAAUAACAAGUCAAAAAGUAAAUCAAAGCCAAGAAAAUCCUCUUCCUCAUCAAACAAACAAAGUACUGAAGUGCCAGAAGAAGAAGUAAAUUCCACAGCAAGCAGCAAUGUUACGACACAAGCAACCGGAAAUGUCAUAAAUAUUGUUAACUCUAACAAUGUGCGAUGGGGCAAUGAGUUUGUGUACUACAUGGGUCCAGUUCAAGGACAACACGGACCCACUAAGCAGAGUACUACUGUUGAGGAAGAGGAUGACAAAAUUGAGAAGACUGACUUAAUUCAGUUGCUGUUGGAAUCUACUAAAAAGGCUGACCAUGAGUACUUGGAUUAUAUUUCUAAAAAUCUUGGCAAAACUUGGCACAGAUUCUUUAGAAAGUUGGGCUAUAAGCAGGGGCAGAUUGAAACAGUAGAAAUUGACAUGGCUAAGCAUGGAGUUGCUGAGGCCCGCUACAAGCUACUCCUGGACUGGAUAAGGAAUGAUGAUGAUGGGACUGUUGGUAGACUUGCAACCAUCCUCUGGGAGUGUGAAGAGAGACACAUUGUUAAGGAGCUAGCGGCUAUACAUAGCCAAAACUAACUUGUUACAAAAUUAUUGGAACUUUACAUAUUAUAUUAUGUGAAUGUAAAACCAUAAAAAUUUCACACAACUCUCACAACAUUCACAUAAUAUCUUUACAAAUAUUAUGUGAAUGAAAACUCAAUUAGACCUAAUGAAGUUUACAUACUUUUGACAAUUUAAAAAAUCAUAGUACCCUCUCAGACCAAAUAAAAAA
Aricia agestis (brown argus) is the source of this 1014-nucleotide messenger RNA. It is a transcript of the gene imd, whose product is annotated as protein immune deficiency. Gene Ontology annotation, molecular function: protein binding. The record is from RefSeq and is a predicted model, not a curated record. NCBI's taxonomy places the organism in Eukaryota, Metazoa, Arthropoda, Insecta, Lepidoptera, Lycaenidae. Bases 54 to 818 code for a protein of 254 amino acids. The transcript has 4 exons. Gene Ontology annotation, biological process: signal transduction.